AUACGCUGUUAAGGAUACAGUCUCUCAGCGUGACAUGGUCCUUGAAGAUGGUGUACCAUUUUUUCAAGACAAUUUUGUCCCAUCGCGUUCCCGUCUGCGCGGCUAUGAGUUUCUUCAGAUCGCCAAUAGUGUCGUCGUCGUUGCACUUUACCCGGACCUUUUUCCCCAGUCGGUCGUUGCACGUAAUUUCAAUCAUUAUGACUGAUCUAGCCCAACAAACCUCAAUUCGUAAGCCUGCUAAGCUGCAACUUAGAAAUAUUUCGGCUUCGACACGAAACUUGUAUAUUCUUAGCAGUACAGUGUACUAGCAAUAGAGUUUGUUAUGCACA
Messenger RNA from Rhipicephalus microplus (southern cattle tick), 329 nucleotides. RefSeq lists its product as uncharacterized. Lineage: Eukaryota; Metazoa; Arthropoda; Arachnida; Ixodida; Ixodidae. The record is from RefSeq and is a predicted model, not a curated record.